Molecule: messenger RNA, 1630 nt
Organism: Spodoptera litura
Lineage: Eukaryota; Metazoa; Arthropoda; Insecta; Lepidoptera; Noctuidae
Product: immunoglobulin domain-containing protein oig-4
Source: RefSeq, a predicted model, not a curated record
UCAAUUAGAGGGUUCUUGUCAUUUAUCUACAUUGAUAAAACAGCAUACAUUUAAUAGUUAAAUAACAUUAUUCCGUAAAGUUGAACUCGCUAAGAUAACCCGUAUUGAUUGUAUUAAAGAAGUGCCUAUAAUGAUUUCUAUUUUAACAAGAUAUAAGAAAUAUAUAUCAAUAAUAAGAGAUGUAUGAAAUUUUGAGGGCAGGCGUUAUCGUGACCUAUGUUUGAAUUUAUUAAUAUCAUUUGAAGUAUCGUCGUACGAAAUGCGAAAGGAAGUGACGAGUACCGUAUGCCACAUAGGGGAGACAAGGGCCCUCCUGCUAGCACCUCGUCAUUAGCCAAUUGAAAGAUUGGCGCAACAGGAAUCACCGACACCACCAGUUGCACUCAGAGUCCCGCGCAAGACAUACCAGGAUACUCACGUGUCUUUCAACUUUAUUUUAACUGUGCCAUUUACACCUGACCGCGCAAAUGUUACUCAUGAAAGCUAAUUUCUAUUUGUGCUUACUCCUACUAUACUCAUUUUGGAUAUGUUCAACCGAUGCGCGACGUGGACGCACCAGAAGCAGAACAAAAUCCAAGGUACAAAUCGGAUUACCCAUCACCGGGAAGUACAGGGAUCCCGAAUCAGAUCAAUAUUACAAUAAUAACGACGGUGCUAAAAUUCUACUUGCAUCACAUUUUGACCUUGAGUAUGUACUGGGACACAAGAUUGCAUUCUUAUGUAUCGCCAAAGGGUCACCUCGGCCGCAUAUUACAUGGUUUAAAGAUGGAGUGGAAAUAUUUGCCCAUCACUACCUACACAUUCACGAGUGGCCUAUUGGUGAUGACCGUGUGAAAUCGAAGAUUGAGAUUGACCCUGCCACUCAAAUGGACGCCGGCGUGUACGAGUGUACGGCAGACAACAUGUACUCCAUUGAUAGGCGCUCCUUCAAGACAGACUUUUCCAUUGCCUUCGACUGAAUUAUUAUUCUAUUAACCAUACUUUAAUAACGGGCAUUGGUAUUUUUACUUUAAAAAGUAUACUCUCAUGUGUCUCGUUUAAGCAUAUUUUGGGAGAUUAAGCGCCUGUUCCACCAUCUCCAUAAAUACCUACUUGCUGAACUUAUGUGACAAAAAGUCCAUACAAAUUACGUUCUUAAUUCAAUUGUUUCUGCACAUAGACAUUGUGACAUAGGCACUUAUCAUUAUAAUAAAUUUGUCGUGUCAUUUAAAUGUAAUGUUCCUUAUUUGAAGGUGUUUUAAUUUUAUUAUUAUAGGCCUAAUUUAAGUUGUUACUUUUACAUACUCAAAACAGGUAACAUUCUAUUCUUACAUUAUAUUUAUGUAUUUAAAGUUUUUAUCUAAUAAACUUUAACACUGAUGAUUUUUAUUUGUCGAUAUUAACUAUCAUAUUUUAACAUCAAGCCUUUAAUCCCUGUAGAGGAAAGUAGAGCCAGUACAGGUAAUAGAAAAGGACUAAUUUGAGAGUCUAUGGUCGUUAUUAAGGAUUUCCGAAAAUCGAUUUACCCAAAUUUGUCAUAAAGCUAUGAUAUUCCUACUCCUUACUAGAGAUUCACGCUUAACUCUAACUACUUGACUAAACAGGCAGAAUUAGUAUUUCAACUCUAUAAUAAGUUAGUGAGUACUUGAAA